This is a messenger RNA of Trichophyton rubrum CBS 118892, 1167 nucleotides long. RefSeq lists its product as uncharacterized. Gene Ontology annotation, biological process: glycolytic process; intracellular glucose homeostasis; glucose 6-phosphate metabolic process. The coding region runs from base 1 to 1167 and encodes 388 amino acids. The transcript has a single exon. The record is from RefSeq and is a predicted model, not a curated record. Gene Ontology annotation, molecular function: glucokinase activity; D-glucose binding; mannokinase activity. NCBI's taxonomy places the organism in Eukaryota, Fungi, Ascomycota, Eurotiomycetes, Onygenales, Arthrodermataceae. Gene Ontology annotation, cellular component: mitochondrion; cytosol.
AUGCCCACUGGUAAGGGGUUCGCUAUAAAUUCGGAUCUUAACCUUCGUGAGGCGUUACUGGAUGGAUAUGAGCGCCAUAUACGCCGCGCCAACCACGAGUCUGCUGCAGACGCUAAGCGGCUACGGCGCACUCUGCCGACUCUGAGAGUGGUAGCCAUUACCAACGAUACGGUUGGGACGCUGGCGUCUCUUGCAUACUCGGUACCAUCUCUCCCCAACAGUAAGGCAGUAAUGGGCCUCAUUGUCGGCUCAGGAUGCAACGCUACCAUUUUAAUGAGCAUGGAUGCGCUGAACGAGAAGAAGACUCUGCCAGUUAGAGCUAAUCAGCCUGACGCUUCUGAGGUUCUUGUCAGCACAGAAUGGACUCUCCGCGACUCCUCUCGCCCCUUACUGGAACUUAGAAUUGCCUCGGACUGGGAUAAUACACUUACCAUGAGAAGCAGUCGACCUGGUUUUCAGCCCCUAGAGUAUAUGGUCGGUGGCCGAUAUAUAGGCGAAUUAGUCCGUAUCAUUGCCCAUGAUUAUUUCAAAACCGUUUGCGGGAUACCCGAUGAAGCACUUCCUGUGGCAAUAAUCGAGCCCUACCGGCUUACAACCGACUUACUUUCCUUAACCAUUGCCUCUGUCUCCCUGACCAAGAAGGACCUUGCCUCUGAGCUUCAAACUAAACUACCCCCUCAUCAGUCAACAGCCGAAUGGACAUGGACUGAAGAAAGUGCAGGAAUAUUACGCACUAUUGCAGCCACAGUGCAGAACCGUUCUGCUGCCAUAGCAGCCGCUGCCACCACAGGACUGCUUGCAUGUACAGGGCACAUCCACCUACGUAGCCUUGAAGAGCUAGCCUCCGCUGCUCCCACACCUACAAAGGAGGCUACCUCCUUCUUACAACCCAGCGACCUUCGAAGCCCUGAGGAGCUGGUUGUUGGAUUUUCGGGUGGUGUGAUACAGCAUUAUCCAAUGUACAAGCAGCAUGUGCAGAGAUAUAUUGAUCAGGUAUUGCUGCGCGGUGGGCCGCAGGAUGGAGGGAAGAGUAUUUUCUUACGGGAGGCUAGUGAUGGCGGCGUAAUUGGAGUGGGUGUUCUGGCUGGAACGACCAAGGGGAGGAUUGAAACUAUUACAGGAGCAGGCAUGAAGUCUGUGGAGCAUAAAAAUGACCCUCAAUCAUGA